This is a messenger RNA of Trichosurus vulpecula (common brushtail), 327 nucleotides long. Its product is annotated as cofilin-1-like. Gene Ontology annotation, biological process: actin filament depolymerization. Gene Ontology annotation, cellular component: actin cytoskeleton. Bases 1 to 327 code for a protein of 108 amino acids. The record is from RefSeq and is a predicted model, not a curated record. Gene Ontology annotation, molecular function: actin binding. Lineage: Eukaryota; Metazoa; Chordata; Mammalia; Diprotodontia; Phalangeridae. The transcript is spliced from 2 exons.
AUGAAUACCAUGCCAGAGGAAGUGAAGGAGCACAAGAAGGCUGUGUUAUUCUCCUUGAAUGGAGACAAGAAAACUGUAAUGGAGGAGGAUAAAAAGAUCUUUCACAUUUACCAGAACCCCUAUGUCACCUUUGCCAAGAUGCUGCAAGACAAGGUCUACCACUCUUCCCUCUACAUCACCACCUAUAAGACCAGGAAAAUCAACAAAAUAGACCUGGAAUUCAUCUUCUGGUCCCCCAACAGUGACUCCCUCAAGACCAAAAAUGAUCUAUGCAGCUUCAUGGAUACCAUCAACAAGAAACUGACAGCAAUCAAGCAAAAAUUAUAA